This is a messenger RNA of Aricia agestis (brown argus), 503 nucleotides long. Its product is annotated as neurobeachin-like. Lineage: Eukaryota; Metazoa; Arthropoda; Insecta; Lepidoptera; Lycaenidae. The record is from RefSeq and is a predicted model, not a curated record. The transcript has 2 exons. The coding region runs from base 116 to 394 and encodes 92 amino acids.
GGCAGAACGCGACAUCGGUGUGUUAUCAUGUGAGUCAAGGAAAUAAUGUUUUCUUGAAUUUUCGUCGCGUGUGUUAUUAAAAUUUGUGUAUCAGUGCAUUGUGACAAAGUGAACCAUGGCGGACCUUAAAUCACCGCCUUUUAGUGACAUUAAAAGACCUGAAGAAGUAGUUAGAAUGACUACUAACGACAGUCUGAAAUUCGCAGUUCUUAUCGGACUGAUUGAAGUCGGACAGGUAACCAACCGGGAGGUGGUGAACACCGUUUUACAUCUGGUGGCAGAGACUGGCCCUUCACAAGCUCCUAUUGCCUUCCAGCGGUGUCCUAACCCCCCAAGAGAAGGAACUGUCGUCAGGAUAAGCAGGCGCCUUAGGAAAAUUUUGCAAAACCGGUAGACUAAGCAGAUAGCUACUCUGUAAUUGCUCUUAAGACUUCAGUAAAUAACGAAGAAUCAAGAAAUGAAGACCUUAGCUUGCCAUAUAAUACGUUCACAAUGUACACACA